Acanthamoeba castellanii str. Neff is the source of this 1230-nucleotide messenger RNA. Its product is annotated as Interferonrelated developmental regulator 1, putative. The transcript is spliced from 7 exons. Lineage: Eukaryota; Discosea; Longamoebia; Acanthamoebidae. The record is from RefSeq and is a predicted model, not a curated record. The coding region runs from base 1 to 1230 and encodes 409 amino acids.
AUGCCGCGCAAAAAGCAGACCGGACGGAAGGCGAGGGAUGAGGCCGUAGACGGAGAAGAUGGUGACCAGCGCAUUGAUGAUGAGCAGGUGGAUGACGAGACGCCCACCUCCGGCGGACUCGAAAGCGUCGAGGCGGCCAUCGAUCAGCUGCUGGAAAGCAGGACCACCACUCGCGAGAAGGCUCUCCAGGAAGUCAAAAAGGGCCUGCAGCUCCACUACGCCUACGACCUCGUCGAGAAGUGGAGGACUACGCUGUCGGAGGGCAUCAUGCGCGGCCUGAAGAAGGGCAGGGAGGCCGAGUUCAAGCUUGCAGCGCAGCUCCUCGACGUGGUCGUCCUCACGCUGGGCGCCGAGAGCGAGGAGCUCUACGCCGAGUUCAGCCCCGUGCUCUCGGUCUUCAUCAAGGACCCCACCGCCUCGUCGGUCGCGGCCACGUCGUUCGCGCUGUUGACGUUCGUGGGCUGCACGGACCAAGUGUCGAUCAAGGAGAACGUCAAGAUGCUGGAGGAGACCUUCACUGGCACCCACUCGACCGCCUUCCUCCCCGCCGUGUUGCGCGCGUGGGGCCUCCUCCUGUCCACGAUGCCCGUCAAGUACAUCGAGACCGAGGCGCUCCCCAAGUACGGCAAGAAGCUGGUCGCCCUGCUCGACCUCGACGAAUUCGAAGCCCGCCUGGCCGCCGGCGAGAUCAUCGCCCUCCUCUUUGACGUGCUCCAGGAGGCCAAGGAAGACGCCGAGGAGGAGUUCGAUCUGGCCGACUACGAGUCGUGUCUGGACAUCGACGACCUGAUCGACAAGCUGAAGGAGCUGUCGGCCACCUCGGGCCACCACAUCUCCAAGAAGGACAAGGCCAAGCUCAAGUCCUCCUUCAAGGACAUCCUCCGCUCGGUCGAGUCGGGGUCGGUGCCUACGGAGACCAUCACUGUGGGCAGCACCAAGGUGGAGUUCCAUUCGUGGGAGCGUCUCGUGCAGCUCAACUUCGUGCGGCAAACGCUCGCCGAGGGCACGCUCGUGCAUUUUGAGAGCAACGAGCUGCUGCAGCAGAUCUUCGGCUUCACGGCCACGACCAAGGCGCAGAAGCCCCAGUACUCGAAGCUGGAGAAGCGGCUCUACCUGUCGGCCAACAGCGCCGCGGCCAAGGACCAGACCCUGGCCAUGCGCCGCUCGCGACAGAACUUCGGCCGCGAGUCCAAGACCAGGCUCUUCGCCCGUGACGAGGAGGACGACUGA